UGUGGAUUGGCAUUAAAAUUAGUGCGCGUUGCUGACUUUGCAUGAUCUAAUCUAAAGUUAUUCGUGAAAAAUGUCGCAAAAACGACCAAAAUACUUGUCUUUAAAGAAAAAAGUUGAUGUAAUAGAAAAAUUAAAAGGAGGAUCAAGCGUAACCAGCUUAGCAAACCAGUACAGUGUUGCAAAAUCAACAAUUUGCGCUAUCAACAAAAAAAAGAGAACAUUUUAAAAUGUGUUAACAGUACAUUUUCUGGGCCUAGAAAGCGGAAGACUUUGAAGUGUUCUGAACUUCCUAAAAUGGAAAAAGCGCUUUACCGUUGGUUCCUUAAACAGCGACAAAAAAAUUACCCUGUCAAUGGAUUGAUAGUUACAUAAAGAAAAAGCUAAAUUUUUUCAUUCAAAAAUUAAAGAAACUCAAAGCGAUUUUAAUGCGAGUGAUGGAUGGUUGCAAUGCUUUAAGAAGCGUUAUGGUAUGCGUUUUAUUAAAAUAAGUGGAGAAAAGUUAUCUUCUAGACCUGAACUUGUGGACCCUUUCAAAAACAAGCUGCAAGCCAAAAUUAAAGAGCUAGGUCUGUCGCACGAUCAAAUAUAUAAUGCAGACGAAUCGGGACUAUUUUGGAAGCUGCUACCUGUCAGAACAUACGUAUCCUCACAAGAAAAAAUGCUCCUGGAAGGAAAACGGAAAAACAGCGUGUACAAACGCAACAGGGGUGCAUAAAGUUAAACUUCUUGUUAUUGGAAAGGCAAAAAAUCCUCCCUCUUUUAAAAAUUUUGAUUCUCCUGUUGACUACAAUGGCUCCAAGUCGUCAUGGAUAACGGCUGCCAUUUUUAAACAUUGGUUUCACCAUUCGUUUGUACCACAGGUCAGGAAAUUUUUAAAAGAUCAAGGAUUGCCCAAUAAAGCUCUGCUGUUGAUAGACAAUGCUCCAUCUCAUCCUCCCGAAAAUGAAUUGAGAUCAGAUGACGAGUUAAUAACUGCAAUGUUUAUGCCACCUAAUGUCACUCCACUCAUACAGCCAAUGGAUCAAAAUGCCAUACGACUUACAAAACUUUUCUACAAAAACAGUCUUUUGGCAUCAAUUGUAGCCACAAGGGCUGAUGUUAUUGAAGCCCUAAAGAAAUUGACGUUAAGAGACGCUAUUGGCUAUUCAGAUUUAGCUUGGCAACGUCUUGAAAAGGAAACAAUAGCAAAAUGCUGGACGAACAUUUUAAGCUCUGUAGAAGAUGAAAAAGACUGUGAUGAGGAUAUUCCAUUAGCUACUUUGAAAGAAAGGAUUUGUUUACCAAUUAACUGCCAACAAGAACGCGCAAUAGAACUGCUUCAUUCAAUUAAUCCAGAGGGUAGUUUUUCAAUUGCUGAUAUCAAUGAAUUCACUGAAGAUUUUCCUAACUCAACCAAAACGAACGAGGUUUUAACUAGUGAUGAACGUGAAAGCGAGGAUAGUAAUCUGGAAAGACCACAUACAAGAAUAGAGCCUAGUGAAUCAAUCAACAUUUUUAAUAAAGCUUUGCAAUGAGCGGAAGAUGAAAAUAUAAGUCCAACAGAUAUCAGCGUACUUAAACGUCUCCGCGAAAAAGCAGUGUUCAGCAAUUAGUAAAAAAAGAAAAACCAAAAAAAGAUAACCCAUUUUUUCCAAUAAUUUCAAUGGGUAUUUUUUUCUUAACAAA
Molecule: messenger RNA, 1665 nt
Organism: Bactrocera tryoni
Lineage: Eukaryota; Metazoa; Arthropoda; Insecta; Diptera; Tephritidae
Product: jerky protein homolog-like
Exons: 3
Coding region: 591-1514 (307 amino acids)
Cellular component (GO): nucleus
Molecular function (GO): DNA binding
Source: RefSeq, a predicted model, not a curated record